UGAAAACUGAAUGAGUUAAUAAUGCUCUGUAUGUAUCACUAGAGCACCUGGCAUGUUGUGAAUGCUUUAAUAAGUGUUAUUGUUGGUAUUGCUUUUACUGUUUAAAUGAACAAGUUUUGGUGAUGGUGUGGAUCUUGUUUUGGAAAUGUUAGUUUGAGAUGUGCAUGAGAUAUCCAACUGGGGCUGUGAGACAGCUGGAAUCUGGUGCUCAGAGGAGUGUCCUGGGGCAGAGAUAAAGCUUGCAUUUAAGAUCCAACUAAAAUGUACUGGAUACAUUUGCAAAACAGACAGCACUUGGAAAUAAGUCAACCUUGUCCUGGACUGGCCAAUGGGAUAUGAAAACAGAUCAGUGACUCUGACUUUCCUUGGAGAGAUGGUGGAUAUGGCAAAGAGUGGAGUGACACAAAAGGUUUCAAAAAGACAUAUUUUGAAUUUUACUCCCCCCCUUACUAAUUGGUGGCCAUAGACAGUUACUAGUGUUGGUGAUAGAUUUAAGGGGUUCAAAGGGAGGAAUCAUGAACAAACAAUGUCUGGGUUUCUGUCUUGAGUGCCAGAUAACUUGUAGGGCCAGUUCCUGGGAUGGAGGAAAUUGGAAACAAGCUUAAGUUUCCUCAGCUGGAGAUUAGUGUAUCUUUCUCAUACCAGAAAGAAUGUACAUGAAAUGCCUGGCAUAGCACCUGGCCCACUGCAGAUGCUCAUUGAUGUUUUUUCUGUAGCUUUGGGCUCUUCUCCCUUCUUACCUCAGCUAUAAGCAUCUCCACCACAUUGCCUGGAUCUGCUUCCAUACUUAGAUUAAGAUGUAAGGUGGGAACAGCGAGGUGACAGAGCAGGGCCAGGACUUGGGUGGGGUGAGCGAGGCACUCACCUUGGGUACCAAUACACUAGUCAAGAUAAAUAUUAUUUUAAUGCAAUAUCUUGAAAAAUCAAAAUCAAUGCAAAAAAUCCAUGAUGCAUAAAAUAUUACAUUUUUAAUAAAGAUUUAUUUCUUUUGCCUCCAGUUCUGGUGCUCAGUAGGGCACUGUGACAAGGUAAAAGCAAAGAAAUAAAGCUUCCACCCUGACCUCCCAAGACUUUCUCAUUUCUUCCUAAGUUGGUAACUAAGAGCCAGUCAACAGACUUGUGUGCUCCAAUGAUCUCUAAAGGCUGUGUUCCAAAAGCCUGUGAUACUGGACACUCUUAAGAUGGGGGUGUGAGGCUUCUGCUAGCCCAGCCCCAGCCCUCCUCUAUCAGUGGCAAUGUGUGACGUGAGUUGGAGCAAGGUUCCCAGGUUUGCCCCACCUCAGUAAACGCAGACCCUUGUGACCCUGCAACUGUUGAGUAAGCACAAAGUGAAAUAACCCAAUGCUCUAUUAAAGGCUGGGGUUUAAAGGUCAGCUUUGUGCUUAUGGGCUGCAAGUCUGAUGCACUCUCUAAAUGACUCUCAGGGAGUUUUGCACUUGCAGUAUGGACUGAGAAGAUGAGCAUUUCCAUUCAGAGUGGGGAGCUAUUUGCUUUGCAAGGAGCUGUCAUUACCAACAGGAAAACAGCAGAUUUGUGGCUUCCUUCCCACCGGCGGUCCUGCGUGGGUGCCAAGUUCCACACGUAACUUAAUGGAUCAGAAGGAGAUGUCAGUGAAAAAAAAGGUCCAGAAUGAUUAUGACUAAUCUAUGACUCCCAACAGUAUGACAGAAAAUGGCCUGCCAGCCUGGGACAUACCGAAGCACCGUGCAGACCUGGAACACAGCUGGAAGCUGGUAGGAAUGUCUGAAGCCUGCCUGCGUAGGAAGAGCCAUUCGGAGAGGGGCAGCACAUUGAAAAAUGAACAGUCAUCACAUCUCAUCCAGGCCACUUGGACUAGCUCAAUAUUCCAUCUGGACCAUGAUGUUGUGAACGACCAGACUGUCCCAAGUGCCCAGACCUUCCAAACAGAAGAGAAGAAAUGUAAAGGGUACAUCCCCAGCUACUUAGACAAGGACGAGCUGUGCGUAGUGUGUGGGGACAAAGCCACCGGGUAUCAUUACCGCUGCAUCACGUGUGAAGGCUGCAAGGGCUUUUUCAGAAGAACCAUUCAGAAAAAUCUCCAUCCAUCCUAUUCCUGUAAAUAUGAAGGAAAAUGUGUCAUAGACAAAGUUACACGAAAUCAGUGCCAGGAAUGUCGCUUUAAAAAAUGCAUCUAUGUUGGCAUGGCAACAGAUUUGGUACUGGAUGACAGCAAGCGGCUGGCGAAGAGGAAGUUGAUCGAGGAGAACCGGGAGAAGAGGCGGCGAGAGGAGCUGCAGAAAUCCAUUGGGCACAAGCCUGAGCCCACGGAUGAGGAGUGGGAGCUCAUCAAAACUGUCACCGAAGCCCACGUGGCCACCAACGCCCAAGGCAGCCACUGGAAGCAGAAACGGAAAUUCCUGCCAGAAGAUAUUGGACAAGCACCAAUAGUAAAUGCCCCAGAAGGUGGAAAGGUUGACUUGGAAGCCUUCAGCCAUUUUACAAAAAUCAUCACACCAGCAAUUACCAGAGUGGUGGAUUUUGCCAAAAAGUUGCCUAUGUUUUGUGAGCUGCCAUGUGAAGACCAGAUAAUCCUCCUCAAAGGCUGCUGCAUGGAGAUCAUGUCCCUUCGCGCUGCUGUGCGCUAUGACCCAGAAAGUGAGACUUUGACCUUGAAUGGGGAAAUGGCGGUGACACGGGGCCAGCUGAAAAAUGGGGGUCUUGGGGUGGUGUCAGACGCCAUCUUCGACCUGGGUAUGUCGCUGUCGUCUUUCAACCUGGAUGACACAGAAGUAGCUCUCCUUCAGGCUGUCCUGUUGAUGUCUUCAGAUCGUCCAGGGCUCGCCUGCGUUGAGAGAAUAGAAAAAUACCAAGAUAGUUUCCUGCUGGCCUUUGAACACUAUAUCAAUUACCGAAAACACCAUGUAACACACUUUUGGCCAAAACUCCUGAUGAAGGUGACAGACCUGCGAAUGAUUGGAGCCUGCCAUGCCAGCCGCUUCCUGCACAUGAAGGUGGAAUGCCCCACAGAACUCUUUCCCCCAUUGUUCUUGGAAGUGUUUGAGGAUUAGACUGACUGACUUCAUUCUCAUAAUUCCUACAGCACUACUGGGUGUCAUUUCAUUCCAUUGCCUAGCUCUUUUUUGUUUGUUGCUUUGUUUCUUUGUAUUGGGAGGGAUUGUUUGGGGUCAAAGGGAGGUAGUUCUUAGCAUAGACAUGGAUGAAAUUGCCCCUUGAAUGCGGGUACUUGUAACUAUUGCAUUUUGUUAUCUAGUCCUUUGAUGUGAAUGCUUUGAAGGUUUUACAGUUGUGGAGGUGGGGUGGGGACAAUCAUUAAUUCACCAGCACCAAGCCAUCACCAGCUCCCAUCUGGUCAGAGACUCAAGCAAGCAAAAUGGCACAGCAGAAGACUAAAGAAGCCUUAAAACCAAGAUAAUAUGUUCAGCUUGAUCCAAUCCUGAUUUUUCAGGCUCAGAUUAGCAUGGCACAGACCACCUUUAGUUAGAAGUAGCUUUCAGCUUCCUAGGGAAAGCUCUGAAAAUUUUUGAUUUAUUCAAGAGCAUGCUGUUCACAGCACUCUUCAUUCUCAACUAGCUGCAUAACUGGGAAUGUAUAAGAAUGUUUGUUCCUGAAAAAAAUCAGCUGUCUUUUCACUGUAAUUUCUAUGAUCCUGUGAUUUAAUUCAAGCUAUACAACGGUGUGACUCAGAGAUGUGCAGGUACUUGACUGAUUGAGGCCAUAAGGACAAUUUUCUUUAAUGAGCCCAAAGAAAUUGGAAGUCUUUGUGAAGGUUAAUGACUCAACAAUUUCCAAAAAUCCACAUAGUAUUACCUCAUCCUAGGAGGCUUCUUUACAAUGUAGUCUCAGAGAAAACUUCCACACAAAUCAAAUCUAUUUACAGAAUGUUGUCACUUCUCAGUGACAUGGGAUCCAUUAUUUCCCAAACUCCUGAAGUUAUUUCUCCUGAUUGCAUCUUUGCUGUGCUGACAACAGAGUUUCCCCUGGGUCAAAUCUAAUCGAGGAGAGAUAACAAGCUGAAAUUUGAAUUUUUCUCUGGGGCAGUUCUGAGGAGAGAGUAGUGAGGUACCACUCUGAGUUGAAGGAAAUACAGGGUGCUGAGAGCCUCUUCAGGUACAGAGGGUUUGAGGAGGCUUCCUUAGAUCCUUAGGCUCUCUGCUCAACGUAUGAAUGUUUCCUAGUUCCAUUUUUCCUCAGAUUCUUAGGCUUGACUAUUGCUAAACAAAGACUGGCCUGGCCACUGACCCUCUCUGUCCCUAUAGCACUGCCCUGACAGAUACCCAGCAGAAAACACCUGCAGACCGUGCACAUGAACCUUCACUACCAUCUCUGCCUCACCCACCUCCCUGGUGACAAAUGCUGGAGUGCUUGUGCCUAGAAAACAAACGGUGACCCCCUACUGGCUUCAACAUCAGAAAACAGGCACUGGAUGUCCCCACGCAAUUGAACGUAUCUCAUUUUUCACUGGCAUAGUAGACAAAAACUAUUCCUUUGGCUGCCUUGAACUGCCUUAUCCUGGAAAUAUUGGGGAAAAUAAGCCAUAUCAGUGAGAUUUACCUAAAAACAAAGGAAUGUAAGUCACUGUGAAAACCCAGUGAGCUAAUUCUUUUUAACUGGCUCAGAAUUCAGAAUGUCUGAGUUCUAGUUUGUGCUUUAUCAACUGGUAGAUUUGUGACCUUUGGGUCUGGGUUUUUUCAUCUAUUGAAUAAGUCGUGAACUCUAAAAUGUUACCCAUUCUUAAUAUUGUACAAAUUUCAGGGGUGGGAGUAGUGGGAAUCUGGCUCUUUUGAUGGUUUCUUUCAUAUUCAAAUUUCUAGCUUUAUUAGAAAUUAUCGCCUUCGUCACAGUUAAGGAAAGUAUAUUUGGUAUUGAUUCAUAAUAAGAAUUUGACACUCUCAUCAACUAUUUAGAGAAAGGUAGGAUGACCUUGGAAGAGGGAGAGGAACCGCUUUGAAAAUCCCAAGUAUGACUGGAAAAAAUCUUGGAAGAAAGUAUGUUUUAUGCACUAAAGCAGUUAUACCAGCCUCUGGGGAAAAAGAGACAAGGACAUUGCUGUGGAACUUGCUAACCAGAGAAAGGAUGCAGUGAAGUUCAUGGGCAGAUAACUUGCUUUGAAGAUUGUUUGUUUGUUUGUUUUGGUUCUGUUUUCCUAGGCAGCCUCUAGCCAGUCACCCUAACUUCUUGCUUUGUUAACAUCUCAGAUCGCCCUGUUGACUCUCCUCGGAGAACUACUCUUUGAAACAUAACUGCAUAAUCACCAUCUACGCUCCAGGGUUACUCUGAGAAGCUUUGUGGUGUGGGGCAAGUUUCCCCCCAGAAGGGAAUAAGAGGAAGGCAUGAGGGGCGGUGGGCAUUGGAGGGUUCAUAGAUGAGUUGGGUAUCAUGCCUUCCUAGGAAAGUGUCCUCAAUUUGACAGAGAUUCUGUAGUACAUCAGACACACCCAGAUUCAAAUAUAAGUACAGAGCCUACUCUAAAGCUAAACUGGAAUGCUUUGAGGAUUAACCAUGAUUGGGCACUGGCCAAAUACUGUAGUAUAUCUACAGUAAUCCAGCCAGUCCCAAGUAAAUUUAUGUUUGAUCCUCAGCUCCUUAAAGUAUUGCCUUAAACAGGCAAAUUGCUGAUCUAAAAAUCUUGUUGAAGACUGAAUACUUUAUAGUGAGUAGAACAAGACUCCAGGUACUUCAGGUUGAAAGGAAAGGUUACAAGGGCUUAAAGCAUCAUGACUCCAGUGGUCAAGUGAUUCAUUUCCUCUGUAACUGAUUAGGGUACUUAGUGCAUCUCAAGGCUCCAUCUCCUAAGACUCAGUUAGGAAGGAUUCGCUCUGGAUUUUUUAAAACCUUUUUUCUUAUUGUCCGGACUUUCAAAUCAAGUGUGGACCUGAUGGAAACCCCUCAUGGUGGGGAGACAUCCCAGGAGAGCAGAACACACCCGUACAACCGGAAUUCUUAUUUAUAAAUUACUUAACUUUUGGGGAUGAGUGGUAUGGUGUGUGUGUGUGUGUGUGUGUGUGUGUACUCUUCAACUGAGACAUGCAGUAUUUCCAGAAAUAUUGAAAAAGUAAGAACUUAAUGAUUCUGCUCAAAACACCAUGUGCUGCCUCAGAGCUUUUUCUAGUUAAAUGAGCCUCGGUCCUCAAGGACGUGCUUGCCGGGUUGAUGCCUCAGCCCAGCGAUGCACCCUCACCUGUGCCCCGAGUGACACCUCUUCCGUCUGCAGCAUGGUCAUCCAGGUGGACCGCCAGGCCCAGCUCUGCUCCAGCAACGCCUUUGUCAUUGCUCUUCCGUGAUCAGGUGUGCAAACCUCGGCCACUCCUCAACACUAAGCCCCCACAGACUCAGCUUCCAUGGGACUGCUGAGCACCCUCAAAGCAUGUCAUUGUCAGUGAUACAUUUUUUAUUCUAUGGAACUCUAACCUAUUGGUGUCAUAUUGACCUUUUGCUGCAUGAGUCAUGAAUAGUGAAAUCGGUCUUAUGGUUUUUGAAAUGUAGCCAGCAUUUGUAAGGCUAAACCUUUUUCAUAAACUGAAUUUAAGUGAACCACCAAGUCACAGAUCCUAUUCCCAAAGGAGAGUCCUUACAGACAUUUGAAUCCCUUGCCCUUUCCAAUGGCGGUGGCAUCAGGUUCUAAAAUAAGCUCAUCAUUUUUCCUGUUAUUUUAAUAAUAUGGAAAUAUUAGCAUAGUGUUUCUUUUGAUAGUGAUAGAUUAUAAUCCAUAUUUAAAUUUUAUAGAGAAGAAAUUUUAUUGUACUGUGAUGUAGAUAUUUAUUUUCCAGGUAAGGAUUUGCCCGGUGUGUAUUUUUUACAAUUGAAACGUUUUACUUUAAUCUUUAAAAAAAUACAUUAAAAACAUACACAAAAAAAAACAGACUAGGGGUAAAAAAAGGUUUGGCCUUAUCACAGAAUUUUUACUGUGCUGUAUAAAUGUUUGCAAAUGCAAAAAGUGUGCAUUUCUAGUGUGUUUCCACAUGAAUUAAUGCCUCCUUCCAGAGCAAUAUCGUGCAGGUAAAAACGCUGUUUGUGGCUUUCUUAAAGCUUAAAGCUGACCCACCUUAUGCACAAGACAAUCAGAUGUAAAUCUGUCCUCCUCAGGAUGCAGAUAAUACUCAUGUAAAUUACAGAGCACAAUGUAAGACAAAAGAAGACACUUUAUUUAAUUGCACAUGUAUUGUUGAUAGAGAAGAUAUCACAGCACGAAUGAGCUGACGGUAAGCCACUUCUUUCUUUUGGUUCUUCCUAAUUAACUUGGCAUUUUUCAUUUGACUCUAGAGCCAAAUUAGUUCUCUAUGCUUUCUCCAGAGAAAAGACUUUUUCCCCCCAUAGUGUUUUCAUGUCCCAAGAAUCAGAAAAAUAUCACGAAAUAAGACAAGAUUAACAGUCAUAGGAAGAUUUGUGUUUUGCAAACGGUGUUAAGUGAUAUUGCUAGGUUGGUAAUAUUUUUUUCAGCCUAAAACUCUGUGAUCAAAAUGUUUUAAAUUAUCCAAAAAGAAAAUUUGUAUAUUUGGGAAAAAUGGAUUUUUACAUAGCUUUUGUAUGCAGAUAUCAAAUUGUAAGUAUGAAUAUAGUGGGUGUAGAUAAACUCAAAAGCUUCAAUUCUAAAAAAAAAGAAAAAGCUUAUAACUGA
Messenger RNA from Manis pentadactyla (Chinese pangolin), 7597 nucleotides. RefSeq names its product thyroid hormone receptor beta (gene THRB). The record is from RefSeq and is a predicted model, not a curated record. The transcript has 10 exons. NCBI's taxonomy places the organism in Eukaryota, Metazoa, Chordata, Mammalia, Pholidota, Manidae. Gene Ontology annotation, biological process: thyroid hormone receptor signaling pathway; retinoic acid receptor signaling pathway; positive regulation of transcription by RNA polymerase II. The coding region runs from base 1647 to 3029 and encodes 460 amino acids. Gene Ontology annotation, molecular function: nuclear receptor activity; zinc ion binding; RNA polymerase II cis-regulatory region sequence-specific DNA binding.